AUGACUCUCGCCUCUCCCACUUCAUCGUCAACCUCACCCGCAACUUCCUCACCGCCCAUCACACCUACCAUGCCUUCCUCAUCCUCCUCAUAUAGUACGACCUUACCUCUUCCUCGACCAAGAUCAUCCCCUUCUCUCCACACGCAUAAUGUAAACAAGAUGAAUCGAGAUUUAUCAUUCACUCCAGUCUCUCGUACUCCACAAGCAUCACAACCACCUAUCAUGGUAGCUCUUGCGGGAUGGCCUGAACCCAUCUACGUAUCAGCCACCAACGAUAGGAGGGGCAGUACGGGUGGUGUAGGCAAUAUGGGUUUCGAACCACUAUCUUCUGGUCAGGUGUAUGAUGGUGUGGCCGUUGGUCCUCCUAUAUCAUUCAUCAAUGAUCUACAUCAUAACAUCCCUAACCCCAAUAAAAAGAUCAAAUCCAGACCUACUACACCACCUAUCGAGGAUCAACCGCAGAUCAAAGGAUCCCCUUCCUCAUCAACACCAACAUCAUCAAUACCAUCAACAAUGAGUGAGACAUCGACAUCAACCGAAGUAACCGGUAAAUCCGAUAAACCCUCUACAGCAGAUGUGAUUCGAGACAAGCUCAAAGCUCGUCAACCACCACGUAUCAAGAACAAAACCAACCCUAUACCGAACAUCGUACCUACACCGAUCUCAGCACCGAACUUAUCAAUCUUCGCUGCUGUCUGUCCACACUUGACUGAUCCAUCCUUGGGUCCAUGUCCGUUCAAAUCUCAUCCUCACGAUGUGAGAAACAUGUUCCCACCUACUUCCCAUCUCACAUCUUCUCCAACUUCUUCCUCUUCUUCCUCUCAACUACCUCAACACGUAGACGGUACUUCGUCAUUAUCACCUCAGAGUGAAGAGUUAUCAUCACCCGAGUUGGAUAAGAACCCACAAGGCUUGACCAACUAUUUCCCCGUGCCCGGUGCUGGUGCACCCAAACCUCGUUCGAGAGCUGUAGCACGCUUGAAUCCUAAAUCACCUGGAUCCGGCUCAGGUUCCAGUUCCAAUGGGAAGAGGAAAGGGUCAACGUUCAACGAUCCGAGAUAUGGAGCGAUCUUACAUAAAGGCAGAGCUUUACCUGUUGUUCCAAGUUGGGAUACUACACCCGUCAACAAUGGAUUUCCAAUAAACAACAAUACGGUCAAGGGUAAAGGGAAGGAACAACAAGAUGAUGAAGAUAGGAUGGACGUGGACUUGGAUGGAGGUAAUGAUAUUGAUAAUACCCCUAUGGUGAAGAUGGAGGUCGAAUAA
Kwoniella botswanensis is the source of this 1266-nucleotide messenger RNA. RefSeq lists its product as uncharacterized. The record is from RefSeq and is a predicted model, not a curated record. The transcript has a single exon. Lineage: Eukaryota; Fungi; Basidiomycota; Tremellomycetes; Tremellales; Cryptococcaceae. Bases 1 to 1266 code for a protein of 421 amino acids.